CUCGCUCAGGAAGCAGCAGCUGCCCAUGGCAAUGCUAACAGGUCUGAGGCAGAGGAUGCCAAAGACAACCAUGGAGAAGGAGGAGCAGCUGGCAGCAUGGUCGGCACAGGCACUUGGCUUGGCUAUAUCAGCAUCCCUGAGCAGGGAUGCUGGAGCAGGGACAGGCCACCAGCAGCAAGCAGUACAGCAGGAGCCACUGGGGCUGUCAGUGCACAUUGAGUUCUGCCAAAGCACUACGUGGCUGUGGGGGCACAAGAAGCAGGGGCCCUUUGUGAGGGAGGUCAUCUUGUCCUUUAAGAGGAGGCCUCCCGAGGACCUGAAUAGGAGCUUCCCAGCCAAAAGUGCAGGCAGACGGGGCCUGCUCUGGAAAGUCACCCUAGCACAGCAGCAGGAUGACCUGCAGGACAGGGAGCUCCAGCAGUCAGAGAGCCAGGGACAGUGUUUCUCCCUGAGGUGCUGUGGGGGACUCAAUGACACACCUGGGCAGAUGAUACUGGAGCCGCUAGGAGCCCAAUCUCCAAUCAUCGAGCCAGUGGCCUUGGCCAGGGAACAGGAGUGUGAAGAUGCCAUUCAUGCAGAGCUGUCUGAGGAAGAGGAAUGGGCAGAUGCCAUCUACACAGAGCUCUCAGAAGAAGAGGCAUGGGAAGAUGCCAUUGACACUGAGCUGGUAGAGGAGGAGGAAUGGCAAGAUGCAAUAGACACAGAGCUGUCCCAAGGGACAGAUGCUGUUGCAUCACCUCCUGCAAGCUUAGUCCACUACGGGGUCAGUUCCUUGGGCCUGGAGGAGAACACUGGUCCCAGGGAGGGUCCCAGCUGCUGCAGCAGUGUGGGCAGAGAGGCUGCAGGAGAGGCAGCUGACAAACUGCUGAGAGCAUCUCCUGCCCCAGUGCAUCCUGCAGAUGCCCAGCUGGCUGAUUCUGCACUGCUUGUAGCUCUCGAGGAAGAGGAGCACCACACACCUUUCAAACAUGAGGAGGCAGAGCCACCAGCUUCUUCUGCCCUCGUGGAGGCAGCAAGAGCAGCAGGGGCAGAGAACCAGACACCUGCUCCACAUGGCCCCACAGCCCAUGGCCUGACUCAGCUGGACGCAGCCCAGACCAUGGGGGCUGAGGGCGUGGACAAGACUGUGCUUGUCCAGGGACUUGACAAGCCACCAAGAGAAAUGUGGGGCCAGGAACAAAGCAAGGACAAGGUGACAGGAGCCACAGCCAUAACAGGGGCAGAGAAUCUGGAAGCUGGUCUGCACAACCCCACAACCGAUGCUCUGCUACUGCUGGACUCAGCUGAUUACAUCAGAACUGAGACUGUUAAAAGGGCCUGGCUUAUGAUCCAGGAACCUGUCCAUCAGCCAGAAGAAGAAUGGCAGCAGGAAAGAAGCAUGGAUGAUGUGACAGCAGCCACAGCCAGAGCAGAGGGGCUCGAGAGCCCAGCAGAUGCCCUGCACAGCCCCACAGUCGAUACCCCACCUCUGCUGGACAUGGCUGACUACACUAGGACUGAGGUUGUUAAGAAGGCCUGGCUUAUGGUGCAGGAACCUGUCCAGGAGCCAGAAGAGAAGUGGGAGCAAAAAGGAAGCAGGGACAAGGUGACAACAGCAACAGCCAGAGCAUCAGGAGCAGAGAGCCCAGCACAUGCCCAACACAGCCCCACAGUCGAUAACCCAGCUCUGCUGGACAUGGACAACUGCAUCAGAACUGAGAUUGUAGAGAAGGCCCAUUGUGUGGUCCCUUCCAAGAGACCCUUCCAAGAGGUGAAGGAGCAGCAGGACCAGAAAAAAAGCCCAGUUGAAGCAAUUGCCAGUCCUGCAGGAUAUGGCUACAGCCUCCUUACCUCUACUGUCCUCAACACCUCAGCUCGAGAGAGAUUGCUGAGCCGUGACCUCAGCCUGUGGGUCAGGAGAGAGUCAGAAGCAGGAACCUACAGGCAAUGCCACAGAUCUGCUGGACACAGCUCAGGAGAUCAGAAGUGAGAUACUGCACAAGGCUAUGCUUGUGGUCCAAGGAUUCCAGGCUGUGGAACAGCAAGAUCUGAGGAACUAUAGGACCGAAGCAGCUGGCAGAAGAACAGAGGGAUCUGGAAAAGGGCCCAGAUUAGGAGAGUUACAGACCCAUUUAGGAUUUGAUGUAGACAAAUUUUGAUGCUAAUAAAAGUUGUUACUUUACC
Oenanthe melanoleuca is the source of this 2163-nucleotide messenger RNA. RefSeq lists its product as uncharacterized. The record is from RefSeq and is a predicted model, not a curated record. The transcript has 2 exons. NCBI's taxonomy places the organism in Eukaryota, Metazoa, Chordata, Aves, Passeriformes, Muscicapidae. The coding region runs from base 26 to 1969 and encodes 647 amino acids.